UCGGGAAGCGGCUGGCACACGCGGUGUGUCGCGAAAAAUGGCGAAGACGUUUCGCGCGGUCGCGGUCUCGGCUCUGUCAAACAAUGGGCAGACCACGCCGAAGUACAACAAGCCGGUCGCGCUCAAUAUCAAUUACGACCCGCAGGGCCUCAGCGUCGAGUUCGUCUCAGAUGUUAACAACAAGGAGAAGACAAGUCUAUUGGAAUUUCCAGUCACUCCCAGUACUGAAUGUUCUCGCGUAUCAUCUCGAAGUUAUGUUUUUACACUUGAUACAGAUAGUUUACUCAUUACAUUUGCUAAUGAAACAGAUUUUCGCAACUUUCAUUCGCACAUAGUAAAACUCAAGAUAGGAAAAGGUAUAUCAGCAUUCAAUGAAAGAACAGAAGAAUCCUCAGCAAUGCAGUAUUUUCAAUUUUAUGGCUAUCUCUCGCAACAACAAAACAUGAUGCAGGAUUACAUUAGGACUAGUACAUACCAGCGAGCAAUUCUUGGCAACUUGUCAGAUUUUAAGGAUAAGGUUGUACUAGAUGUAGGCGCUGGUGGUAUAUUGUCGUUUUUUGCCAUACAAGCCGGUGCGAAAAAGGUGUACGCAGUAGAAGCGAGCAACAUGGCGAACCAUGCCGAGCUGUUAGUCGCAGCUAAUAAUUUAUCGGAUAAAAUAAUAGUCAUAGCCGGAAAGAUAGAAGAGAUCGACUUACCCGAACGUGUGGACUGUAUAGUGAGUGAACCUAUGGGAUACAUGUUGUAUAACGAAAGAAUGCUUGAAACUUAUUUGCAUGCAAAGAAAUGGUUGGCUCCAGGUGGAAGAAUGUUCCCUUCUAGAGGUGAUCUGCACAUCGCACCUUUCUCUGAUGAAAAUCUCUAUAUGGAACAGUUCAAUAAGGCCAAUUUUUGGUAUCAGACAUGUUUCCAUGGAGUAGAUCUCUCUGCUAUGAGAAAUAACGCUAUUAAAGAGUACUUUAGGCAGCCGAUUGUCGAUACUUUUGAUAUUAGAAUAUGUAUGGCGAAAUCUGUGAGGCAUAUAGUAGACUUCCAAACAGCUGAUGAGACUGAUUUACAUAAAAUAGAAAUAGAUGUCGAUUUUCAUAUACUGGAGAGUGGUACUUGCCACGGUCUAGCUUUCUGGUUCGAUGUAGCAUUUAUCGGAUCCACGCAACAAGUCUGGCUGAGUACAGCUCCUACAGAGCCUCUUACUCACUGGUAUCAAGUACGCUGCCUCCUAGAAAAUCCAUUAUUUUGUAAAAGUGGACAACUACUCUCUGGAAAAGUCAUCCUUAUAGCAAAUAAAAGGUAAAUAUCAUAUGCUCUGAUCUUUACGUGUUUCCAAUUCCAUCCCAAGUAGCAAACUGACGUC
Molecule: messenger RNA, 1354 nt
Organism: Nylanderia fulva
Lineage: Eukaryota; Metazoa; Arthropoda; Insecta; Hymenoptera; Formicidae
Source: RefSeq, a predicted model, not a curated record